AUGGCUAGCCAGGUGGCUGCUCCGGGCGUUUUGUCCCAGUCGCAAGUGAUGGCUGGACGGCCCCUUGUGGGCGCCGCCCGCCCGCGCGUCCAGGCGCCGCGCGAGCUGCGGGUAGUGAUGCAGGCCGUCGCCACCGACGCGGGCGUCAAGAAGGCCGUGCGGCCGCUGUCGCUGGAGGAUGGCGACCUGCCGAUGAACACCUUUAAGAACAAGCAGCCCUUCGUGGGGGAAGUGAUCUCCGUGGAGCGGAUCGUGGGCCCGAAGGCCACAGGGGAGACGUGCCACAUCAGGAUCAGGACGAAGGGCAAAAUGCCCUUCUGGGAGGGCCAGAGCUACGGCGUUAUACCCCCGGGAACAAAGAUCAACAGCAAGGGCAAGGAGGUUCCACUUGGCACCAGGCUGUACUCCAUCGCCUCGACCCGUUACGGUGACAGCUUCGAUGGCCAGACCACCUCCCUGUGCGUGCGCCGGGCCACCUACACAGACCCGGAGACUGGCAAGGAGGAUCCAUCAAAGAAGGGGAUCUGCUCCAACUUCCUUUGUGACGCGAAGAAGGGGACAAAAGUCAAUAUGACUGGCCCCACUGGCAAGGUGCUGCUCAUGCCUGAAGACAAGAACGCCGUUCUCAUCAUGGUCGCCACUGGAACUGGCAUCGCCCCCUAUCGUGCCUUCUGGCGCCGUGCAUUCAUUGAGAACGUGCCCCAAUACAAAUACACAGGUCUGCAGUGGCUGUUCAUGGGAUGUGCCAACAGCGAUGCCAAACUGUACGAUGAUGAAAUCCAGACAUGUGUCCAGAACUUCCCUGACCAGUUCAGAGUAGACUAUGCGCUCUCUCGGGAGCAGCAGAACAAGAGUGGCGGCAAGAUGUACAUCCAGGACAGGAUUGAGGAGUACUCAGAUCAAAUCUUUGACCUGCUGGCGGAUGGUGCCCACAUCUACUUCUGCGGACUGAAAGGGAUGAUGCCAGGCAUCACGGAUAUGUUGCAGCGAGUUGCCAAGAAGAGGGGUCUGAACUUCGACACCUGGUUGAAGGACCUCAAGGAGGCUGGCACGUGGCAUGUGGAGGUGUACUAG
Ostreobium quekettii is the source of this 1074-nucleotide messenger RNA. The record is from the annotation of a GenBank genome assembly. NCBI's taxonomy places the organism in Eukaryota, Viridiplantae, Chlorophyta, Ulvophyceae, Bryopsidales, Ostreobiaceae.